AUUGCAACAGGCACGGUUCUAGUAGAUGGCGCUUCUUAUAAGAAACGUGCGCGAAUAUCCCAAAUUCCUCGUUUUAUUUCGUGCCUCGUUCACUGAAUUUAUUUUAAAUUACCAACUCCGGAGGAUAUAGAUGCAGAAAUUUUCUCCCGAAUUUGCUAUAGCACGUGCUUUGAUAUGGCUAUAGUAAAUGGUUGCUGUUGUUGGAGAAGUUUAAGAAGUGGAAGUUUUGCCGCAGGAUUUUAUGUUUUGGUUUUAUACACAAUCAUUCUUACUGCAGGAGUUUUUCAGCAUUUUUUCAACACAAUCACAGAAAGUCCAAGUACUCUUAUAUUUACACUUGUACUGAUAUUUUUCUCCGUAUGCUGUGUGAUUUCAUCAGUUUUGCUCUUAGUUGGACUCUGCGUGGAUAGCAGAACGUUGAUGCUUCCUUGGUUAAUAUCUGUUUUUUCAGCAACACUUCUUGAUGUUUUGGGAGCAUUGUAUCUAAUAAUAGACUCAAAAUAUCAUGAAUACCUGAUUACUUUGUUCAUCUUUGAUAUCAUUAUUCUUGGGUUAAAUGUUUACAGUUUGUUAUGUGUUUUUACCCAUUAUAAGGAACUUUGUGCUGGAAGAGGCCAUCCUCAAGUUCAAAUAAACAGAUCGAUAUCAUUAGUGGAGUAUCCUAUUGAGAAUCGUACACCAUCCAAGAAAACGCCACUAGUUAAUGAUUCCGGAAUGACCAACAGCAGCACCGUUUCUGCGGCGAACUCAUCAGCUUUUGUAAUUCAAAGUGAUGCAAUAUCAGAUACAUCAAUCCAAUUUAAAAACAUUGAGGACAUAGAUUUUACUGAAGAAGUGUCAUCUAGUGGUUGCCAUAGAAACAGUCAGACAAAAUAGCAUUUCUAAGGAGCGAAGUGACAUAUGGGAAACAAAGAGGAGCUUAUAAGAGCGCAACUAUUGGUUUGAAAGUAUCGUCCGAUUGGAAGUUGGAUGGGAGAAACGUGUAGACGGAGGAACGAAUCAAAUUGAAGCAAUCAUUAUUAAUUGUCAUUGUCAACAAGGAGCUUAUAUUGUAAAUU
Molecule: messenger RNA, 1058 nt
Organism: Parasteatoda tepidariorum (common house spider)
Lineage: Eukaryota; Metazoa; Arthropoda; Arachnida; Araneae; Theridiidae
Source: RefSeq, a predicted model, not a curated record